Molecule: messenger RNA, 162 nt
Organism: Chondrus crispus (carragheen)
Lineage: Eukaryota; Rhodophyta; Florideophyceae; Gigartinales; Gigartinaceae
Exons: 1
Coding region: 1-162 (53 amino acids)
Source: RefSeq, a predicted model, not a curated record
AUGGAGGGAUACUGUAAAGUUAACUGUACAUUCAUCUACUAUAGUGUCUAUCGGACUGUUAUGGUUAGUCCUCAUAUGAGGACAAAAGUUAUUUUUAUUUUUUCCAGACAACGCAUUAACUUCUGUGUUUUUUUGCAAAUAGAAGUCCAUCGCCACAGGUAA